AUGAAGUUAGAUUCAGGAAUAUAUUCAGAGGCACAAAGAGUUGUAAGGACUCCGAAGUUUAGGUACAUAAUGCUAGGGCUGGUAGGGGCUGCUGUGGUACCGACCGCCUACAUGAGGAGAGGUUACACAGUGCCGGCACAUAGCUUAGACAAAAUUAACGGCGUGGACACAACUAAAACGUCGGUUUCUGGCGCGAAUGAGAAGGUAGCUAUGACAAAGGGCAAGAGCUUGCAAGAGAUGAUGGAUGAUGAUGAAGUCACCUACUUGAUGUUUUCUUCCAUCAUGUGA
Messenger RNA from Saccharomyces kudriavzevii IFO 1802, 288 nucleotides. It is a transcript of the gene SPG1, whose product is annotated as Spg1p. Bases 1 to 288 code for a protein of 95 amino acids. The transcript has a single exon. The record is from RefSeq and is a predicted model, not a curated record. NCBI's taxonomy places the organism in Eukaryota, Fungi, Ascomycota, Saccharomycetes, Saccharomycetales, Saccharomycetaceae.